AUGGUUGAUACUCGUGUGACAGUGAUUCAUGUCCUAGAGGAGGCACGCAUUGCAGAACUACAGCGCCAAGAACAGGAACGUCUGAGAGAAGAGGCAGGCAUUGCAGAACUACAGCGCCAAGAACAGGAACGUCUUAGAGAAGAAGCACGCAUUGCAGAACUACAGCGUCAAGAACAGGAACGUCUUAGAGAAGAAGCACGCAUUGCAGAACUACAGCGUCAAGAACAGGAGCGUCUAAGGGAGGAGGCACGCAUUGCAGAGCUACAGCGCCAAGAACAGGAGCGUCUAAGGCAAGAGGCGCGCAUUGCAGAUGAACAAAGACAGGAACAAGAGCGCAUUUUGGAAGAGACCUGUAUAGCUGAGCAAAGGCGUGUAGAUCAACAGCGUUUAAUUGAGGAAGCACGUAUUGCUGAACAGCAGCGGCUGGAAGAACAACGGCGUGAAGAAGAGCGAAGAAAGGAAGAAGUGCGUCUUAAAAAUGAGCGCAUGCUUGAACAGCAACGUCUUGAAAAGCAAAGAGUUGCAGAACAGAAACGCCAAGAGCAGCUACGUAUUAUGGAAGAAAAACGUAUUGCACAGGAGCAAGAGCAGCGACAAAGGUCAGAGCAGUUGUUACAUCAGCAAAUAAAGAGACAAGAAGAACAGGGAGGUGAAAAUCUGUAUGACGAAGGUCUGAGAAUUCCUGGAAUAGAUGACAAUACAGAGGUGGAUGAGGAAUUCAUUGAGCAAGAGAAGGAACGUAUAUUGUUGCAACAGCAGGAACGCCUUCAACAAAUGCAGAAACGUGAGAAAGAGAAACAAAAGAAAGCCUUGCAACAGCAACAGAUGUUAGCAGAUGAGCAGAUGAGAAAUGAGCUAGCAAGAGAAAAAGCAAAAGAAGAAGAAUUGUAUUGGGAACAGCAACGCGCACUUCAUUUGCAGGAAGAGGAAACAAAAGUACGCCAACAACAACAAAUGUUACAAGAACAACGGGAGCAACAACAUAGGGGUGCCUUGCUAAGAAGUCCACCAGGCAGAGUUCCAACUGGUCAGCCUGCUCCAAAUGACAAGCCAUUUUUGCAUCAAAUUCCUGGACAGAAGCCUCCAUCUCUAAUGUCCAAAGAAGUAAAGCCAGCACUCCGUCCACCUGGAGUAGAUGAUGAUGAUGAUGAGGAAGACGAGGAUGAUAAUGAAGAAGAGGAGAAGGCCUCUGAAAGCAUCCGCCUACCUCAGGCUCUGGAGAAAGUGCUGCAGUUUAAAGAUGUUCGUGCUCAAGAAAUUGGCGGAACAGAGGAUGAUGAUAUGCAAAUUGAGGCUGAAGAUGAGAAUGAAGUGCCGCCACAGGAAGAGGAGGAUGAGGAUGAAGAAGUGGAAAAGGAGGUACCUAAAGAGAAGAAACUUACUAAAAACCAGAGGCGAAAAAAGAAAAAGAAGAAGAGGCAGGCUGUAAGACGGCAACAACAACAAGAUGAAUCAAGAAAAGCAGAUGAUAAAGAUGGUGAAACUGAAGAUGUUGUAGUGGAGUAUAUACCUGAAACUUUAGAUGUGAUAGAUCCCACAUUCAGGGAGUUUAGAAAAGUCUUUGAAGCAUUUAAGCUGGCAGAGGCUCCGAAAGUAGAACCUAAAAAAGCGGAGCAAGUACCUGCAGUGAAAGCAAAGGAAACCAAGAAGGAGACGGAAAAGAAUGAAUCCGAUUCAAGCAGCGAUGAAGAAGACAUGAGUAAGGUUGAAGAUGAUACCCCAAAGAUAUCAAAAAAGAAACUACGUAAGUUGAACCGUUUAAGUGUUGCAGAGCUGAAGCAGUUGGUUUCAAGACCAGAUGUAGUAGAAAUGCAUGAUGUCACUGCUAGGGACCCCAAGUUAUUAGUUCACCUGAAGUCAAGUAGGAAUACGGUGCCUGUUCCAAGACAUUGGUGUUUCAAGAGGAAAUAUCUACAGGGCAAGAGAGGUAUCGAGAAACCCCCAUUUGAACUCCCAGAAUUCAUUAGGAGGACUGGUAUUAUGGAAAUGAGGCAGGCCCUUCAAGAAAAGGAAGAUCAACAGACAAUGAAAACCAAAAUGCGACAGAAAGUGCGACCCAAGAUGGGCAAGAUAGAUAUUGAUUAUCAGAAAUUGCAUGAUGCAUUCUUCAGAUGGCAGACGAAGCCAAAAAUGACAAUCCAUGGUCAGCUGUACUACGAAGGCAAGGAGUUUGAAACGAAACUUAAAGAGAAGAAGCCAGGUGAUAUUAGUGAUGAUCUCCGAGUUGCUCUCGGGAUGCCUGUUGGCAGCACAGCACAAUCAGUUCCUCCUCCAUGGCUGAUUGCCAUGCAACGAUAUGGACCGCCACCAUCCUAUCCAAACCUCAAGAUUAUGGGCCUCAAUUCUCCUAUUCCAGAGGGAUGUUCAUUUGGGUACCAUGCAGGUGGUUGGGGUAAACCCCCUGUAGAUGAAACUGGGAAACCCCUCUAUGGAGAUGUAUUUGGAACCAAUGCAAGUGAUUUCAAGAUUGAGGAGGAUGAAGAACCGCCAGAAAUGGCACCAUGGGGAGAAUUAGAGAGCGAAUCGGAAGAAGAGUCGGAUGAAGAGGGCUCGGAGGAUGAAGAGGAGGAGAAACCAGAUGACACUGGGCUCAUCACGCCAGCCGAUGGUGGGCUUAUCACACCCAGUGGGGUGACAUCCGUGACAGCAGGUCUAGAAACACCGGAGAUGAUUGAGCUUAGGAAAAAGAAGAUAGAAGAUGCUAUGGAUCAAGGAGGCGAAACCCCCGCGCUUUAUACCAUCCUGCCGGAAAAGAGAGCCAAUGUUGGAGGAGCCAUGAUGGGAUCCGCUCACGUCUAUGACAUUGGUGCUGCUGCCAAGAAACCAGGACAGUCUGGAUCAGAAGUAGUAGCUAUUGCCCUCGACCCCAGUGAGUUGGAUCUUGAUACCGCAGCCAUGGCGGCUAAGUAUGAGGAGCAAGUAAGAGAACAGCAAUCACAUCUUGAGAAAGAAGACUUCAGUGACAUGGUUGCAGAACAUGCUGCUAAACAAAAGAAUAAGAGGAAAAAGCAAACACAAGAUACUGGACGAGCACCCAAGAAAUACAAAGAAUUCAAAUUUUGA
Molecule: messenger RNA, 3063 nt
Organism: Anneissia japonica
Lineage: Eukaryota; Metazoa; Echinodermata; Crinoidea; Comatulida; Comatulidae
Product: splicing factor 3B subunit 2-like
Exons: 17
Coding region: 1-3063 (1020 amino acids)
Biological process (GO): mRNA splicing, via spliceosome
Cellular component (GO): precatalytic spliceosome; catalytic step 2 spliceosome; nucleus
Source: RefSeq, a predicted model, not a curated record